Molecule: messenger RNA, 10839 nt
Organism: Gopherus flavomarginatus (Mexican gopher tortoise)
Lineage: Eukaryota; Metazoa; Chordata; Testudines; Testudinidae
Gene: ZNF106
Product: zinc finger protein 106
Exons: 23
Coding region: 308-6034 (1908 amino acids)
Cellular component (GO): membrane; cytosol
Molecular function (GO): SH3 domain binding; RNA binding
Source: RefSeq, a predicted model, not a curated record
CGCCCGCUCCUCUUGUCCUGUGCCAGGGGUCCCUUUCGGGUCGCGAGCGCGACUCGCUUCCGCCGUUUUCCCGUGGGAGCCGCGGCGGGCCCCGGGUAGGUGGUGGGGCCUGCUCGGUCCGGGCCGCGUGAUGGGCGGCGGGGCUGCUGCGCUGUUGUGGAGCCAGGAGGACGCGGCCUGUGACAUUGUAAACAAGAAGAAGGCGGCAUUAUCUCCUGCAAAUGUAAACAAACUUGUUUGAGUGAUUGGCUGAACAAGAAGUAGGACUGAGUGGACUUGUUUGGGGUAAGAACUGUCCAAUGUAGUCAUGGCUCGAGAACGGAAAUGCAUACUAUGUCACAUCGUGUACAGCUCAAAAAAGGAGAUGGAUGAGCACAUGAGAAGCAUGCUUCACCACAGAGAACUUGAAAAUCUGAAAGGAAGGGACAGCAACCACAAGUGCCAGGUGUGCAGGGUGACAGUGGUGGGCUUGUCAGCAUAUGCCAAGCACAUCUCCAGCCAGCUGCACAAAGACAAUAUCGAUGCCCACGACAGAGAGGAAGACGAACGAAAAGAAAAGGCUGAUGAAGAGUACUUUGACAAGGAACUAAUUCAACUAAUCAAACAAAGGAAGGAACAGAACCGGCAAGUUGAAGCUUGCUUGAGAAACCAAGAAAUAGAACCCGAUGAUAGGAGACCACAGAGAAGGCGAGAAGAAAGAGCUGUUUAUAAAGACAGAGAAACUUAUGAUCCAUCCUUGUGGCACCAUCAUGGCCCAUCUCAGAGGGACUGGAAAUGGGAAAAUGAUGGCUUUAUGAAUCCAAGGCAAGGCAAAUUCCCACAUUCUACGAAGAACCCUAUUGCAGACCGGCAUCUCAGUGAUCGCAGGGGAUGCUCAGGAUGGCAUCAAAAUGGUUCUACAGGCCUUUCGGGUCAACAUGAUAACCAUGGGAAUUCUGGAGGUCUUUGGCAUCCAGAUGCAGGAGCAGAAAUGUCAAAAUGGUAUCAAGAUGUCAAAGGAAGAAAUUCCAACUGGCAUUCCGAAGGAACAGGUGACUUUUCUAUUUGGCAUUCUAAAAACGCAGCAAGAAACUGGAAAUCCAGACCUCAGGGUGCAAAUGGCUGGAAUGUUGGUGGCACAGAGGACACACAUGAAAUGGCAAGAAAUAGGACUGGAAAUUCUAGUCCCCACACAGAAGUUGGAAGUGUUGCAUGGGAAAAAAAAACCAUUAAAUAUAAUCAGGAAAGGUAUACACGGCAGUGGCAGGCGAAUGACCAAUUAGAUUUUACUAGUGAUAAACUCCCUCCAGUGGGGGCACUGGAUUUCAGUAUUUCUGAACAACCAGAGAAUAAAAUAUCCAAGGUGAAUGGAAAGAGUGGCAGCACUUCCAAAGAUAAAAUUCAUCGCUGGACUCCUUACCCCUCCCAGAAAGCUACAGACCAGCAGCCAUGGUCUGAAGAAAAUGUUCCUAAAACUUCAGAGAAAAAAGAUUCUGUAUCUGUACCUUUUCUCAAGACACCCAUGAAAGGGAUGGAUCUUGAAAUAGAUACAUCAAGCCUCCCAAAACUGAUAACGUGGGAAGAGACCCUUUUAAACCAGCCCUGUUACAAGGCCACUGCUGACCAACUUGAAUCUUGCAAGAUGAAUGCGGACUGCCUCAGUGGAGGAAGAUCUGACCAAGAGGAGAGCAGAAGUAACAGGAUGCCAUCACUGAAAUCCCCACUCUUGGUUAUUCCAGACAUGAAGUUAUCUUCCCAAAAGCAAGACCCAAAGAAUCUCUUGAAAAAUGUCAAGCUUCUAUUAUCAUCAUCCCCUGGAGAACUCCAGAACCAUUCGAAUGCUCUGAACUUAGAAACUAACCGGUCCUCUUCUUAUGUAUCCAAGUUGCGCAAUGCUUGUAGCAUAAGAGGUAGCAGAGAUAUGCUUGACAGAAACCAGAGACAGGCUAUUGAUAGCCUAAGUGAAGAACUACGAAAAGCCAAAGAAGAGUUGCAAACCAAUCUUUCUCUGCAAAAUCCUUACUUAAGUUCAUACAGAGAUACAGAGAGUGAUCUAAAUGGUGGUCUGAAUAUAGAGGAACCCAGGAAAGGUUCUUCAAAGACUAAUGAGCCUAGAAUUGAUACAUUAGAAGAUGUAAGUGAAGAGUGUGAAAAGGCUGAAGCAGGGGUCGAACAACGAUGUCCAUUUAUUAAUAAUUGUUCACCGUGUGACCCUCAGGAGUGUGAACAUGUUGCCACCAGAAAGGAAGGUGACACAGAAGCAUCAGGCAAACCUCUCGAUUCAAGUAUUAUAACUGAGAAGCAAAAAGAUUCUGAAUUUCAAACGGAGUCAGUGAACCCAUCAAGCCUUCAAAACAAUUUAAGUGAUGAGCUGAAAACCUCUCAGGAAGGGAAAGGUGAAGAUCCUGUCAAAUCAAAUCAUCAUUUUGAUAUGGAAGGCUUUGAAGACAAUUUAGAUCAUGAACUGCAAAAAGGAGGUGGUGGCCAACCUUCAGGCCCUCUUCUUCCUGAAUUAAGUAAACUUGGCCUCCCUGCUUCCCUCCAAAGAGAUCUGACACGACAUAUCAGUUUGAAGAGUAAAGUUGGGGCACAUCUUCCUGAGCCCAACCUCAACAAUGCACGACGUAUUCGAAAUGUUAGUGGUCAUCGAAAGAAUGAGACUGAGAAGGAGUCUGGACUUAAACCAACCCUGAGGCAGAUUCUUAGUGCAUCCCGAAGAAACAUAAACUGGGAACAGGUCAUCCAGCAAGUAACAAAGAAGAAACAGGAGCUUGGCAAGGGUUUACCAAGAUUUGGCAUAGAGAUGGUACCACUUGUUCAGAACGAGCAGGAAGGUCUUGAUUUGGGUGAAGAACCGGAGCUGUCCAGCCUAGAAGGAUUCCAGUGGGAAGGGAUUUCCAUUGCAGUAUCUGGAUCAGCUAGGAAACGCAGCCUCUCCGAAAGCAGUGUUGUGGACAGGACUGCUUCUGUUUAUGGCUUCUUCAGUGACCAAGCCACGACAAAGGAAAGUGAGCAAAAGCAAAUCAUUCCAGCCUGCCAUUCACAUUUUAUAGCACCUGUAUAUAAAACAAGCGCUGAUAAUGUGGCCAACUUCAAACAAGAGACAUCCUCUCUCCCCUCAUCACCAUUCAUGUCUGAAAGAACUGAAACUAUUAUCAACGGAAGGAGACACAGCCUACAUACUCCCUCUGAUGUUACAAGCCUCACAGUAUUUACCACAAAACAAGAUCAGGAGAGCCCAGAAUGUAGAAUACCACUUCUUGAAAACAAAAAUGCAUUAGAGCUCACAGGAGAAGGAAACGUUUUGGCUUCAAAUGGAGCUUCAGUGCAUGCAGGAUCAAACUCUGUAGAUGCAGCUACAGACAGCAGCUGUACGUCUGGAACUGAGCAGAAUGACAGCCAGGGAAUUGGAAAGAAAAGAAGAGCAACUGGAGAGGGAUCGUCUCCUGAAAUCCCAAGUCUAGAAACAAAGAAUAAAAGAAGGAAAAUUAAAGGCAAGAAAGAGCGUUCUCAGGUAGACCAGUUGUUGUCUAUUUCCCUGAAAGAAGAAGAGUUGAACAAGUCACUGCAUUGUGUGGAUGACCGCCUCUUGCAGGCUCGGGCUGCUCUGCAAGCAGCCUAUGUUGAAGUUCAACGAUUCCUUGUAUUGAAACAGCAGAUAACAAUGGAGAUGAGCGCAUUGAGGAGUCAGAGAAUUCAGAUCCUGCAGGGGCUACAAGAAACGUAUGAACCUCCUGAGAGGUCAGAACAGCUCACCUGCAGCAUCUCAGAUGAAAGAAGAAUUAGCAGAUCCAUGACAACAGCUGAUCUAGCUCUUCCUCCUUCGAGUCACUUCUUUCCCCUUCUGGAGACUUCUUCACGUCUCUCCUCCCAUACGUCCCCUUCUGGUACUCCCUUGGGAGCCUCUCUCCGAGUGAGCACCCCUCCUGUGUUCCAAACCCCUAGUACUAUCACUGCCAGCACUCUUCCUGAUUCAUCAAUGCAAAUUAAACAAGAACCUAUGUCUCCAGAGCAUGGAGAAGAAAGUGUGAAUACCAUGCUCCAUGGCUCUGUGUGUACUGCACAAGCAGAACUGCAGCAGAGGGAUGUAGAUAUCAGCCAGAAAACUUCUGUGUAUCCAGUUAUCUCCGCAAUCAUGUCCUUGUCAGAGCUGACUACUUGUUUCAAGCAGACUAAUCAAGAUGUUCACAAGCCUGCUACAGAUAAGGGGCGGACCAUACUAUCUGGGAUCCCUUCCCCUUCACAAUCGCUGUCUACUCUCAACAAACAAAAAGGAGAGAUUGAAACUCUGACUGAAAUCACUUUACCAGAACAGCGUAGCAGCUCCCUUGCAAAUCAGUCUCUCUCUUUAGAAACACCUUUGGACAAAGAUCCCAAACUACUAGCAGAACAGCCUGAGCAUCCAACAGAAUCCACUCUGGUCUCUCCAGAAAACAAAGGAAAAAAGAGAAGGAAAAAGCUAAGGAAAAAGAAAACAUUGCGAGCAGUCCAUGUGCCUGAGAACAGCGACACUGAACAGGAUGUUAUUGACUCUAAACCUGUUAGGAAAGUCAAGAGCGGGAAGGUGCCCACUGGGGGAAAGGUUACUACAUCCACCUUUUCAAGACAGGAAGAUAGGGGCACUCAUGAAGUAGACAGGAAUAAAGAUGAUAAUGAGAGUGAUGCCUCUCUGGAAUUAGUAGAAACUGCAAACCCCCCGUUUGAGGUGGUGGCCAUCAACUCAUCAGAGUCAGGAGAGGAGAAACCAGACAGCCCAUCUAAGAGGGACACCAUGAAAUCCUCGGAGCAAACUUUAAUGGAGGCAUCUCGCUCUGGUUAUGAUGAAGUGAGCUCCACCAGUGAAAUUGGCACAAAUUAUAGGGAUGGCAUCAAUAGAAGUAUGGCUGAGACUCUCCCUUCUAUAUCACCAAUGAGAUGUUCAAAGAACUCCUCAGAAGUGUCUUCAGAGCCAGGUGAGGAUGAAGAACCUACGGAGGGGAGCUUUGAGGGACACCAAGCUGCAGUGAAUGCUAUUCAGAUAUUUGGGAGUGUGCUUUACACCUGCUCAGCAGACAAAACUGUCCAUGCCUACAAUCUGGUUAACAGGAAAUGUGUGGGUGUCUUUGAAGGACACACUUCCAAAGUGAACUGUCUUCUGGUUACUCAAACAAAUGGGAAGAAUGCAGCCCUCUACACUGGCUCUAGUGACCACACAAUCAACUGUUACAAUAUCAAGACCAGGGAGUGCAUGGAGCAAUUUAAAUUGGAAGACCGGGUGCUCUGUCUGCAUAGUAGAUGGCGAAUCCUGUAUGCAGGCCUGGCAAAUGGCAGUGUGGUCACUUUCACCAUAAAGAACAACAAGCAAAUCGAUAUCUUUGAAUGCCAUGGCCCUAGAGCAGUCAGCUGUCUAGCCACAGCUCAGGAAGGAGCACGCAAGUUGUUGGUAGUGGGGUCCUAUGACUGUACUAUCAGUGUGCGGGAUGCUCGAAAUGGACUGCUUCUCCGAACUCUUGAAGGUCAUAGCAAAACAAUACUCUGUAUGAAGGUUGUGAAUGAUCUGGUGUUCAGUGGCUCCAGUGACCAGUCUGUCCACGCUCACAAUAUACAUACAGGAGAGCUGGUACGAAUCUAUAAAGGCCAUAAUCAUGCAGUAACUGUUGUGAACAUCCUAGGGAAGGUGAUGGUAACUGCUUGCUUGGAUAAAUUUGUCCGUGUUUAUGAGCUACAGUCUCAUGACCGUUUGCAAGUCUACGGAGGACACACAGAUAUGAUCAUGUGCAUGACUAUUCAUAAGAGCAUGAUCUACACUGGCUGCUACGAUGGCAGUGUCCAAGCUGUGCGGCUUAACCUGAUGCAGAAUUACCGUUGCUGGUGGCAUGGAUGUUCACUGAUAUUUGGAGUUGUGGACCACCUGAAACAACACUUGCUAACAGAUCACACCAACCCACAUUUUCAGACCCUAAAAUGUCGCUGGAAGAACUGUGAUGCCUUUUUCACUUCCAGGAAAGGUUCCAAGCAGGAUGCUGCAGGACACAUUGAAAAACAUGCCACAGAUGACAGCAGAAUCGACUCAUGAAGCUUUUCACCUCCCAUAUUGGGAAGUAAUUUUAUACAUCAGAACUAUUCCAUACAUCAUUCACCUCUUGUCCCGUCCUCUUUCCUCCUCCUUUUCCUCCUUGGAGUGGAAAAAGGGAGUGGGGCCUAACUGCCGUACUACAGAGACUGCAUGUCACAUGCAACUCUGUAGAAAUGGGAGCGGCCAUUAACAUUCAGACCAAACUGUGUUCAGUUUUUUGUCCAGUUUUUAUUCAUCAGAAGACACUAUGAGCAUCUGCUGUUGUUUGCCCAUUUGAAGAAGUGCAUUCUGUGCAUCUAAGAUCAGGCAUUCAGAGGGGUAUUCUGACUGAGAUAAAACUAGGUGCCAGGAUUCAAUGACACCUUCAAAUGUGCAAGGAUCUAACCAAGGCGAGUAGUGUUCAGCUGUUUCAUGUUGUAUGCAAAUCCCACACAAACUUUCAUUUUUUAGCCAAUUUUAAUAAAAUAUUUCUAACUAGAAAGACACACGUUCCACGGAGAGUUAGCUCUGAACUUCCAUUACAAAUGUUGACUGUCCUCAUAAAACUACAUAGUAUUUUAAUGGGAAACUGGAAUGAAGUGAUUCCUUUUUUUAAUGUUAACUGCAAUUUAUGCUUUGACAUUUUGAUUAUUCUUUGUUUAAAGGUUGCUCUGAUUGGUAAAAUGCGCAGUGACCUGACUGGAUUUCAUUGUCCUGCACAUUACAUUCUCUAAGGAGAUUUUGUGAUGAGGGCAGACACUUUUGAGAGGUGUUGCAGCCGCAAAGCAGCCUGACUUCUUCCUUCAAACCCACUCAGUGAUCUCUAACAAAUUAAAAGACUAGGGACCUUAGUGGCAGACAGUACAGAGAGUAAUGCCAGCUUUGUAUUUUGCAUUUUGACAACCACUGCUGUCUUGAUACAACACCAGAGCUGGAUUCCGGAUUUCUGGUAGUUUAUUUUGGCAGAUUUCAUAACUUAUUUUAGUUGAGAUCGCAUAGAAUUUUUUUGACUGGCAAUGCAAUCCUAUCCCUUUAUGGAAGGUCAGUUUACUGAGCAGAUGCACAAGCACCACAUGUCUGAACACAGCCAUUUUGGUGUUGCUCAGUUUCCAGUAUAAACUGGCUUUAUUUGUAUCAGCUUUGUAAUCACUCGAGUUUAUCAUGGAAGUGUGCAACAGAGAGCUGCUGGAUGUGGAGCAGGAUUUUAGAGUCCAGGGAUCUCAAGCAGAAGCUGAGGGUACAAAUUGCAUAUCUUCUGUAGAGGACUUCAUUCUAGGAAUGCUUUUAAGAUACUGCAAACUGCCAUAAAAGGAAGGCCAUGCUUGUUUGUAGUGGUCUGAUUUGCUCCUUACUUACUCCUGAGGGGGACUGAAAUCUCAUUUGUUCAGCAGGAACUGCAAAAUAGAAAAGGCUGUGGGAUUGGUCCCUCCCCACCUCCAUCCUUUCCCCCUUCCCCACACACCUUCUAGGUCAUGAGACUAAGUGAAGGUAGCAAAGGAUGAUCUUCCCUCCCUUUUAAUAAUAUCAGCUCAGUACAGGAAAGUAAGAGUUCUCACUAGAUGUGCAAAGAAGGCAAAAAGAAACCUAGUGGUAGAAACUGCUUUUUUCAUAGGCAAGUCCAGAAGCUGCUGAAGAGGUUGAAUAUGCUGUGAGUUUCAUCUGGUGUCUCUUCAGUUACCGAGGUCAAGGCUUAAAUAUUCCUAAUGCAGAUUAAUGUAAUGUUAUAGCCUUGCUUUUUGGUAAUGGAGAAACCUUUUUGUUCACUGAAGUGAUUGAGGAAAGCUCGCCACAUACUCUGCCCUGCUACUAAAUCAAAGAGUCUCUGAAGGUCAUCCUUUUAUGUUGGCUGAAAGACGGGUGAAAGAUCUCUGUAGUUACACAAAAUCAGUAUUUUUCUUGUAUCUCUUUAACUUUAGCAAUGGAAUAAAGUGCCCACCUUAUUUCCUGAGCUGUAGUCCUCGUGGUUGAAAGACUUUUAAAGAAAUAGGUUCCUAAUAUAUUGAUAAAUUUUUCUUUUGUGAAGACUUCUCCAAAGAAAAGCAGAGAAUUGCACGGGGAGCCUUGAUGUUUUUGCUGUGGCCUAAGGGUGGAGUACUUUAAGUGCCAGUCUAAUUCAAGGAGCUCGCUAAGCAAUGUAAUUUUUGUGUGUGCGUGGUGGAUUUUUUGGCAACUCAGUCUUAAAACAGAAGGCUGUGGAAGGCUUACAAAACACCACCUAAACCACUGACAUUCAGGAGCUUUCCCACAAUAGGAAAGUGGCAUGCAAAGGUGUGGAAGAAACAAUGUGAAUUUUUUAGGAUAUUCUUAGCAGAAUGUGAUUUGAAGUGAAGGUACAGAGUCAUGUGUAUUAAGGACAAGCUUGUGGAGUGCAUUCUGAGGACUGGUGUGUGUGUGCAUUUUGUUACUUUUUCCUUGUGGUACUUUGCACUGUUUCCCCAUUUCUUUAAUAUGUUGGGAAACUGUCAAUGACUGUUUGCAAGAAUGUGUGAAUGUUCUUUUCACUAUAUUAAGUAUUGCAAGGUAUGCCGUUCUCACACUUUUCAUUUGUGUUCCUGACUAUAAUGGUGUGUUGGGGUGGGGGUUGUGGGGGGGGUUUUGUUCUUGUUUUUAUUUAGUUAGAUGAGAGCAAACAAAGAUUUCCAACUCUUUUUAGUUCAUUUCAAGACAUCUGAAAUCUUUUCUUUGGUUAACUUUUAAACUAUCCUCCCAGUGUAGUUGGAAUUGAUGAAAUGUAGCCUUCUGUUAUGCCAGAAGGAGAGAACUAACUGUGAUUCCCACCUGGGUGCCUAUGUUUGGUAGCUUACAAAGAAACAGAUGUUGAUUAAAUAUAAGAAUUAGUGGUGAUCAGGGAAAAUUAUGUAGGUGGAUGAGCUUUAAAAAAGUUUUAGCAGCAUAUUCAUAAAUUGUCUGUAGUUACUUUUGGGGUUCAGAGAAAAAGGUUACACCAUUUUGCUGCAUCACAGCAAAUUUCCAUGAGAGAGUCCUAAGCCACAAAGCUGUCAUGAAGAUCUGAACUUCCCCAAAGUUGAGGGGCAUUUGGAUAUGGGGUUCAGUUUUUGGCCCAUCUGUAUUAUCCACUUUCCUACCUGUUCAGCUGGAAAUCUAGGUGGAUUUAAUUAAUGACCACUUAGUUCUUCCAGGCACUAAGAAAAUUGCAGGGACAGUGGUUGAUAAAUUAAUUUUUCAUUAGGUCUUUAAAUUUAAAAUCUGGAUUUAUUAGGCAAAUUUGGUCCCCCAUCCCUGAAACCACACAGGAGACUGACAUCUGGCAUCCCUCCACUUGAAGAACUAGAAAUUGUCUUGGGAAAGGGGAAUAUUUGUUGAAAGAAUAGAUGUCUCUAGGAAAGCAAUACUACACUUUGGAAGCAGUGUUCAAGACUAUUUAUUUGACUUUUCUUGAAAGGAAAGAGUUAAAAAUAAAGUAAAUAGAGGAAAGUGGGGCUUUUAUUUUUAUUUUUUUUCUUACAUAUUGGCUAAGGAUGGUGUAUAGCUAAAAUAUAAAGGUCUUGUUGGAGUGCAUGGCACCACUCCCCCCUGCUGCUGCCCCCCUCCCCCCACAGUACUGAUAUUUCGCUUAUGCCAUGACCAUGUUUAGUGGGUGUAAGUGAUGAGAACAUGAUCGUGUUGCGGUAACAUAGGAAAUACAUUAUGUAUCACAGAAGAUAAUCUUCAGGAAACCUUUCCACUGUAAUUUUUUUUUUUUUUAAGAAGAAUCUGGGAAUUCCACAUGAUGUUCUCCUACUCCACCUCCAAUCACAAGGAGGAGGGAAUAAAUGGAGUAGCUCUAAAAAGUUUUGUCAUCUUCUAGCUAUAUCCCAAAUUACAGCUUAUUUGUUCUCAGAAAACAGCAAUCCAAUUAGUAGAUACAUUAUCAAUAUUAUUGCUUUUCAGUCAUCUUUUCCCCUCCCAAUUGCAGGGCUUUAAUGGAAGAAAUGGUAGCUAGUUGAUGAUGGUUUAGUGUUUCUCACUCCCCCUCCCCCCCCCAGACUCCUUAAUUACUGAGCUGUGGUCAGUAAGGGCCAUUUUUUAGGUAGAUGGGGGAUGUUUCCACCCAUGGCAAAAGAAAACCUUUUCAAUUCAUUGAUACAAAAAUGCAUUAAAUACCCCAGCUUCUGUUUGCCUUCUUGUGGCAAGUGUUUAGAAUGCAGACUUCAAAAAUGCGUGGUCAAAAUAUAAGAUGAUAAAUUGAAUUUGUUGUCAAAGCCUGUUGCUAAACAGCACACAUGUAAGAUUUUCUGUGCAUAUUUGCAGACCUUUACACUGCAACACUGCUGGAUCAAAAUAAACAAAGAAAAACAACAAAACAUAUAAAUGCGAAUCAAGUUCUAGCAAACAUUGGAUUCUUGUGGAUAAAUCUGUGAUCAUGACAGGAUGACUUCCCUUUUGUGACUAAACACAAAUACAAGAUGAAAUUUAAGAUGUUUUCAGGUAUGUAUGGUACUACUGCCUGGACAUAGUCUAAAUAGUCCCAAAUUGUAGAAUAUGCAAGCAAGAUUAUUGAAAUGGUUUCAAUUAUUGUUUGUAAACUAUUUAUUAGUAAAAAUAAAGAGCAAACUGUGUAGGUAACGUUUUUUGGUUUUUUUAAUAUGUACCUGCCAGCUUCUCCAACUUCAUUUUGUUACAAAUGUUAAACCUAGUCUUUGGAAGAAUGAAAGUGGGAUAAAACAAUGUGGCUUUUUAGUAUUUCCUAAGUAAAGCUGUGUGAAUCAUGCACAGAAUGACUUGGCCUUUCCUCUUUAAUUUUGGUGCAAAGCUGUGAACAUAUUAAUGGAACUUUAUAAAGCAAAACAAAAAAAAAAGGAAAAAAUAAAAGUUCUUUAUACUAA